CACAGUUAUCCUAUAAGCAACUGAGCUCACACCUUCUCCUUUGUGCUGUGAAAAUUUUGUAGAAAAAAAUGCAGAAUCAGAACUUGUCUGUAGCUAAAACCAUAAACCCUACCUUCACAACUCUUCAAUCACCAUCUCUCGCCCAAUUUUUCAACCCUCUUCGCAGAACACUACCCACAAUUCCAUCUACCUAUAACAGAACUCCGAAGCCUCUCUAUAUUCAAGCCCAGAACCGGGAACUCGCGCUUUCCCGGCGAGAUGACAGUCACCGGAGGGAUAUCCGGUCAUUUGCCGGCCGAAGCAAAGGAAAAUCCGGUGGAACAUCACCCGGGCGCAUUGAGGGAAGUGGCGAGUUCCGGCGACAAGCUAAACGAAAUGCCCGCCGGAAAAGUAAGAAAUUAGCUGAGAGUCUUUUCUACAGGUUGAAGAAUCCUCAUGGAAACUACCCGGAUAAUUUCUCUGAAGAAGAGCUGCAAAUGAUUGGUUUGGGGUAUGAUAGAAUGGUUAGGUUUAUGGAAAGAGAUGACCCAAAUCUCAAACACCCGUAUGAUUGGUACAAGUAUGGUCAGUUUGGGCCAUAUUCUUGGCGUGGAGUUGUAUUAGGGGAGCCUGUUCGAGGGCGAUUUUCGGACCCAUGUGUAUCGAUGAUUGGUGAGGUUAGGGACCAGGAAGAGUGGGAGAAGAUUGAGCAACAUGAAAUGGCUCAGGAAUUUCAGAAUAGAUUGGAUGCGAUGGAUAAAAAUGUGGGCUUUAGAUACUUUUGGGUGUUUGUUAGGCAUCCUAAGUGGAGGGUAUCGGAUUUUCCUUGGCAACAAUGGACGUUGGUGUCUGAGGUUGUAGUUGAAGCUGGGAAUCAGAGGUUGGAUAAAUGGAAUUUGAUGGGGCGGCUCGGGAAUAAAGCAAGGUCAUUGAUCACACAAUGUGCAGCAUGGAUGAGACCUGAUAUUGUGUAUGUACAGAGACCUGUAUAUCAGUGUAGGUUUGAGCCUCAAGAUGACUUUUUUAAGGCGUUAACGCCUUUGCUUGAUCCAGAAACUGAACAGGAUUGUUUGUUUGAGUUGGAGGAUGAUAACGGAAGGAUGGAAUUCUGUACUUACUUUGGUGGGUUGUGUAAGAUUGUGAGAGUGAAUCCUAAGGCAUUUGUGGAUGAUGUGGUAAAAGCUUAUGAGAAAUUGAGUGAUGAGAAGAAGUCCAAGUGUUUGGGGUUCUUGUUAGACAAUCAUCCUGUGCCUUUGUUGCAUCCUUAUACGAAGGAGUGGAAGGUGAAGUUGGAGGAAAUGGAGAUGGGUUGUGAUGCACCAGAUGAUGAUGAUUAUGGCAGAAAUAACAAGGGAGAGACCGAGAUAGUGGACUGGAUUGAGGAUGAGGAGGAGGAUGGUGAAGAUGAAGAUGAGGAUGAGUACGAUGUGGAUUUGGAUGCAAGUGGAGACGACGAUGAUGAGCUGGGUAUCAAGGAGGAUGACGAUUCAAGUCAGGAAGAGGACACAAGAUUCUGGGAAGAUGAAUUCAACAAGGCAUUGGGUAGCAACGAAGCAAUGGAAAAGUUUGCCAAGAAAUAUAUGGAGACAUCAACGAAGUUUUAUGAAAAGCAUAUAAAUGCAAUGGAAGACAAGGAAAAACAAGCAAAGGAAGAUGGUGGAGAUGAAUUGGCAAUGAGAGGUGUUAGAGCCAAAAUUAGCCCAAAGGAGUGGGAGAGCCAUGGAUUUGGUCCUUGGAGAAGGAAACUAAAGAAAGGUAAAAUGCCUCCUGAAUUGUUCAUGAGAGCUGCAGUCAGGCCAUUCACUUAUAAGAAUCUGGUAAAGGAAAUUGUUUUGACCAGACAUGCUAUACUAGAAGGCGAGAUCGGUAAGAAGAAAUGAAGUAAUUACCAGCUUUUGCAAUUGGGUAGGACUCUAGAUACAAAGAUUCAUUGUGCAACACUACAAGCAAUACUGCAGAAACAAUGUAUUAUCAUAGGAGCUAAGUUAUUUUCUUGUAUAAUAUAACUCGAGGGAGAAAGUAGACUCUGCAAUCUCACCAAGAGCUUAUUGCUAUGUAUUGAUACCAUGUUUUGAUCGUAA
Messenger RNA from Solanum pennellii, 2060 nucleotides. RefSeq lists its product as uncharacterized. The transcript has a single exon. NCBI's taxonomy places the organism in Eukaryota, Viridiplantae, Streptophyta, Magnoliopsida, Solanales, Solanaceae. The record is from RefSeq and is a predicted model, not a curated record. The coding region runs from base 69 to 1859 and encodes 596 amino acids.